Molecule: messenger RNA, 792 nt
Organism: Paramecium sonneborni
Lineage: Eukaryota; Ciliophora; Oligohymenophorea; Peniculida; Parameciidae
Source: the annotation of a GenBank genome assembly
UAUUAUUAUAAUAAAUGCAAAUAUCAAAAUCAAUUGUUUAUGGAACAAUCGCAACUUGGCUUGGAAGAAAAUCAGAUGAAAAGAAAACACAUUCAUGGAUUUGCUAUGUAAGAGGAGUUAAUAAUGAAGACUUAUCUUAUUUUAUUGAAAAAGUGAUAUUUGUAUUACAUAGUUCCUUUGAAAAUACUAAUAGAGGUAAAACAUAUUAUAUAAUUUUUAGUUGUUACUCAACAUCCAUUUGUGAUUUCAGAAACAGGUUGGGGUUAAUUUGAUAUCAUUAUAAAAAUAUAUUUGAAAGGAGAUUAUGACUAACCAUUGAUUACAGUACAUCCACUAAAAUUAUAUUAAAACUAAACAUAAAACAUUCCACUAACAAAAAAGCCUGUGGUAAGCGAAUAAUAUGAUGAAAUUGUUUUUAUUAAUCCAAAAGUACGUAAUUAAUUGUAAUAUAGCCUGAAAUUUUAGAAAUCUUAAACUCUAAGCCAAAUUAAGAAAAUAAUCCAGUAGAAGAGGAAAUUUAAGUAGAUUAAAAAGAGCCUGAUUUUGAAUAGAUGACUCCAGCAUAGAUACUAAAAUACAAUCAACCUAAUUUUACAGUUUUUGAUAUUAAUGAAUCUAAAGCAACGAUAGAAAAAGCAAUAUAAAUUGUUAGUCAAGACAUUUUAGCAGAUUAUAAAAGAAAAGUAAAAUGAUUAUAAAUAAUUCAGAAUCAUCAAUUGGACACAGAAAUUUAAGAAUUAUAAAUUGAAUAUGAGAAUUUGCAAAAUAAAUUAUCCCAGGCAUAAUAGUGAG